Molecule: messenger RNA, 1728 nt
Organism: Letharia columbiana
Lineage: Eukaryota; Fungi; Ascomycota; Lecanoromycetes; Lecanorales; Parmeliaceae
Exons: 1
Coding region: 1-1728 (575 amino acids)
Source: RefSeq, a predicted model, not a curated record
AUGGAUCCUUGGAAGAGCUGGGCCAUUGUUGGCGUCUUCGGGCUUGGAGCUGCGUACUACUACAGCCAGUCCGGCAAAAACAAGCGUGGUAGAGGCCGUGCACCACCACUCCUCUCAGCAGAGCAGAGUCAACGACGUGGGUCAGACCAGCGAAAUGACAGCAAAGACAAGAGGAAGAAGAAAGGCAAAUUAUCCGACACAUCUGAUCAACCGGGGAGCGAUGCCGGAGAAGUGGCUUCGGCUUCAGUACAGACCAGCACCAACGGUACAGUGAAAAAGCGCAAAGGUGGCAAAAAACAACCUAGCAAGCUUGCUCAGAGCUCAGCUGCUGAAAUCGGCCCAGAGCAAGGUUUGGGCACUGAGAAUGGUAUUGCCGAAGAUGAAGAAAUGGACAAUGAGGAGUUCGCUAGACAACUGUCGGGCUUGAAGACAGGAACUUCUCUGAGGAAGCCUGCCACCCAGAAUGAGAACAAGAAAACGAGGAAGCAAGGGAAGCGCAACGAAGCACCACCACAAGCCAUGAAUGGUUCCGCUUUGAAGACAAAUGGAGUCGCAAGCUCGCAAGACAUGUCCACUGCUUCAUCUACUACAGGAGCCGAUGCCGACGACGACCUCUCGCCUGCCAUGUCUCCAGAUCUUCGCGCGACUCAGGCUACUACAACCUCCAGUACGGAUAUCUCCGACAUGCUCGAGCCAGCACCGAAGGGAUCAUCAAUUCUUCGUAUUACCGAGCCAGCGAAUCCGCAACCGGUCCGACAGCCAAAGGCUCAAAAAGGUGCACCAGAGCCGGAGACUAAGAAGCAGAGGCAAAAUAGGCAGAAGAACGAGGACAAGAAGGCAAUGCGUGAACGAGCUGAGAAAGAGAGACGCGCCUUGCUGGAGAAGCAGCUUCGUACUGCGAGAGAAGCAGAGGGAAGGCCUGCAAAGAAUGGUCUAGCUCCUUCGCAACUACCGUCUACCAACGCGUGGAACAAGCCAGCUAGUGCAGCGACUGAUUCUUCAGGACCAGUUUCAAAACAGAGCAGCGUCUCCUUGCUUGACACGUUUGAAGACGCGCCUACAACAGCUCCAAAUCCACGUAGCACCAACGGUGGGGCGAACGGUGUGUCUAAUGGCGUGUCUGUAGAUGGGAAAGUGUGGAACAAUGACUUGCCCUCUGAAGAAGAGCAAAUGAGAAUGAUCACCGAAAUGGACAGUGACAAUGCUUGGAGUACAGUUGCCAAGGGUGGUAAAAGCAAAAAGAAAUCGUCGGCCGCUGUCCCUGUAAAUAAAGAUUCAAUCCAUUCUUCCGGAAACCAGAAGAAAGAUACAUCAAGCACUACCGCUGCUGCGUCUUUAGCGAUCUCUGCAGACAACAAGAAAACUCCCAAAGACAACAACAACAACAACAACAGUACAUCAAGCACAAUGCCGCCCAUUUCUGCAGAACACGACAUUACCACAUCUUCUGGAGCGGAAAAGAAAGACAUACCCACUGGAGUGAUGGCCUCAAAAGAGGAAAAUCUCAACAAGACAGCAACAUCACCCACCAAGGACAGCAAGAAUGAGGAGUCUGCAUCUAACAGAGCUACUGAUGCUCAUGAGCCAAAGCACGUCAAAGCAACCUACGAGACUAUCGACCAUAGCGUAUGGACUAGGAAGAACAUUACCGAGCAUCCAGACUACGACCCCGACUUCCCCUACGCUUUGACUGGCCAUCCGGACGAUGAUGAAUGGGCCGUCUGUUGA